ACGGCUGGCAAGCUUGCUGCCGCCGAGGGCAUGAACGGGAAACCCGGUGAUGAAAAGUCCGCCGAGGACGCUUACCACCAAAACCAGGGGCCACCAUCGAACCACCUCACCGACGAUGCGCUGAACAGCCGGGAAGGAACCGGUCCCAGCAAGGACGCCGGUGGAAACCUCCACCCGGAGUCCGCCGCCGCGUCGACGGCAUCGAGGCGACGCAGCGGGGACGCACACUCUACGACCUCGACGAACCGCGACAGCGACCACGACGAAGACGACGAUGGGCUCUCGCGCGUGUCGACGCACGCCUCCAUGGGCCCCGACGGCGUGGCCGAGGUGGAGCAGUACAGCUCCUUCGUCGAGGUGCCCGAUGAGGUGUACGACCGCUUCUCGCGGCGCCGCAAGCUGCUCAUCGUGGCCGUCCUGUCGUUCUGCUCGUUCCUCGCGCCGAUGGCGAGCACGACGGUACUCUCGGCCGUCCCAGAGGUCGCGGCGGAGUACGAUACCACGGGGACGAUCAUCAACUUGAGCAAUGCGCUUUACAUGUUGUUCAUGGGCCUGUCGCCCAUGUUUUGGGGCCCUCUGAGCCAGGUGUAUGGGCGGCGGAUCAUCAACCUGACGACUGCGGCCCUGUUCUUCGUCUGCAGCAUCGGCACGGCGCUUGCGCCAAACCUGGUAGCCUUUUUCAUAUUCCGCAUCUUAACUGCGUUUGAGGGGACAUCUUUCAUUCUUGUGGGAUCUACUUGCAUCAGCGACAUAUACCGCCCUACAGAGCGCGCAACAGGCAUGGGGUGGUUCCUAUCAGGGACUCUAAUCGGCCCGGCCAUAGGCCCGUUCGUGGGCGGCAUCAUAGUCACCUUCCAGUCCUGGCGCGUCAUAUUCUGGCUUCAGACAGCGCUGGCGGGCACAGCCGUGCUUCUUGCCUUCUUCUUCCUGCCCGAGACGGCACAUCACAAAAAGAUCGACGACCUAGUCGGCUACUCCGGAGCGCGCAAGGCACGAGUCCUGGCCUCCAUGAUCAACCCGCUGCGCGUGAUCCGGCUGUACGCGUACCCGAACCUCAUGAUCACGGGGCUGGCAGCGUCGGCGCUGCUCUUCAACAUGUAUAGCCUUUUGACGCCGAUCCGCUACGUGCUCAACCCGCGCUUCGGGCUGACGACGCCGCUCCAGGGCGGGCUCUUCUACCUCGCCCCGGGCUGCGGCUACCUCGUCGGAACCUUUGUCGGCGGCCGCUACGCAGACUACACGGUGCGCCGGUACAUGGGAAAAAAGGGCGGGCAGCGCGUGCCCGAGGACCGCCUCCGGUCCGCCCUGCCCUUCAUGGGCAUCGUGAUCCCGGCCUGCACGCUGGCGUACGGGUGGGGCGUCGAGCGCAACAGCGGCGGGAUCCCGCUCGCCGUCAUUAUGCUUUUCCUCCAGGGAGUUGCGCAGCUGUUUUGCUUCCCGAGCCUGAACACCUACUGCCUCGACGUGAUGCAGAGCCGAGCGCCAGAGGUCGUCGCGGGGAACUACAUGAUGCGGUACCUGUUUGCGUGCCUGGGAACGGCCGUCGUCCUGCCCGCGAUCCAGAGCAUCGGAGUCGGGUGGUUCAGCACCGUCAGCGCGGCCUUUACCAUGUUUGGCGCGGCGGGCCUGGUCGCCAGCGUGGCGUGGGGCAAGAGGUGGCGAGAAGGGAUGGACGCCGAGAGGAGGAGGAAGAGGAGCGAGAAGAGUAAGCGGAGGGCCAAGGCGGGAGAUGGUGGUGAGUCGGGCGUCGUACCGUCAUAG
This is a messenger RNA of Pyricularia grisea, 1761 nucleotides long. RefSeq lists its product as uncharacterized. Gene Ontology annotation, biological process: transmembrane transport. The annotation marks the transcript as partial. Gene Ontology annotation, molecular function: transmembrane transporter activity. NCBI's taxonomy places the organism in Eukaryota, Fungi, Ascomycota, Sordariomycetes, Magnaporthales, Pyriculariaceae. The record is from RefSeq and is a predicted model, not a curated record. The transcript is spliced from 3 exons.